GUAGGUUGGUGGAGGAUGCAGUGGCCACUGUAUGCAGACCUGCAGGUCAAUGGUGUUCCCGUUCGUGCAACUGACAGACCUGGUUCCCAAUUGCUUGGUGCUAAUGGUCGGGAUGACGGUCCAAUUAUCACGCCAUAUACAAAAGACGGAAUUAAUAAGAUUUCCUUAACAGGAAGUGAUGCUCGCAUUUUUUGUUUAGGGGUUCGUAUUGUUCGAAAGCGCAGUAUGCAGCAGAUCCUAAACUUAAUUCCAAGGGAAUCUGAUGGCGAGCAAUUUGAAGAUGCUCUUGCACGUGUUUGCCGUUGUGUGGGGGGCGGAAAUGCAGCUGAUGAUGCCGAUAGUGAUAGUGAUUUGGAAGUGGUUUCAGAUACUUUCACUAUCAACCUUCGUUGUCCUAUGAGUGGUUCGAGAAUGAAGGUUGCUGGAAGAUUGAAACCCUGUAUUCACAUGGGCUGCUUUGAUCUUGAAGUUUUUGUGGAGAUGAAUCAGCGAUCAAGGAAGGUAGGAUUCCAACAGAUGGUGCAUGAUUUGUCACAUGUAGUUGUUGCUUGGAUAAUCUUUUAUGUCACUGCAACAGGCAAGGGCACCCCGAUAAGACAUGUUUCGGGCAAAAGCAAGAUGUUAUUGGGCUUGCUAGAAGGGAUUCCUACCAUGUUGAAGGGUGAAGUGGCAAUGGUAAUGUAUUGAUGAUCGAAAUACCUG
Messenger RNA from Cajanus cajan (pigeon pea), 702 nucleotides. The record is from RefSeq and is a predicted model, not a curated record. NCBI's taxonomy places the organism in Eukaryota, Viridiplantae, Streptophyta, Magnoliopsida, Fabales, Fabaceae.